Molecule: messenger RNA, 405 nt
Organism: Daphnia carinata
Lineage: Eukaryota; Metazoa; Arthropoda; Branchiopoda; Diplostraca; Daphniidae
Exons: 1
Coding region: 1-405 (134 amino acids)
Molecular function (GO): cysteine-type endopeptidase inhibitor activity
Source: RefSeq, a predicted model, not a curated record
AUGGCGAAAAUUGCAACAACGGUUUUGUUAUUGGCCAUCGUGGCAUUCAUUAUCAACGACUCGUAUUCGGCCUCCGUUACCAAAUCUGAAGCGGGUUUUGCAGAAGGCUUCUCAACAGUCAAUGUAGACAAUGUUGAAGUUAAGAAAAUGGCAGAUUAUGCCAUCAAAGCCAUAUCGUCCAGCAGCAAAUUAGGGUCCAUCAAGUUAAUUCGGAUUGUAAAAGCCGAAACGCAGACUGUGGCUGGGGUUAACUACAAGCUGAACCUAGAGCUUGACUAUACGAAUACUGGAGAAAAUGCACUUCCUCUUCCGUGCGAAGUUGUUGUUUUCCGUCAACCCUUGACCGACGUCCGUGAACUGAGACAAUUAAAAUGUUUCCCGAGCGCAUACACCAAGACCGCUUAG